Manis pentadactyla (Chinese pangolin) is the source of this 958-nucleotide messenger RNA. RefSeq lists its product as uncharacterized. The record is from RefSeq and is a predicted model, not a curated record. NCBI's taxonomy places the organism in Eukaryota, Metazoa, Chordata, Mammalia, Pholidota, Manidae. Bases 1 to 696 code for a protein of 231 amino acids. The transcript is spliced from 4 exons.
AUGGGGCGCCUCCGGCUCUCCCUACCUCUCAUCGCCCUUCCCGGCAGACCCAGGCGUCCGGCCCGGAGCGGGGCCUCCGCGGCGGCUUGGCGUUGGGAGGGAGGCGAGGAGCCAGGAGCCGGGAGCGAGAGGCGCCGGCGGGGCUCGGGUGUCGGGAGGCGGCUCCCGAGAGCAGCUGUCGGGGGCCUGUUCCGGGGAGAGGAGCCAGGGCUGAGGCGGCUCGCGCCCAGGCGCCGCCUCCCCCUCGCCCGGCGGCCCCUCCCGCCCUCCUCGGGCCCGCUCCCCUCCGCCGCCCGCCGCGCGCCCCGGUCGCCGCCCGCCCUUCCCCCUAGCGGGCCCAGGCGUCCCCGCGCUCCCACGCCAGGCGCCGCCCUCCCGGCCCCGCGCUCCUCUCCGCCCCGCCACGCCCACCCCGCAUUCCCCCGCGCGUCCCGGCCUCCCCCAGAAUUUUGCACUCUGAGGAGCACCAGAAUACCAGUUCCUACUUGGCUGCCCCGAAGCAUUACAUGGGUACUGGGGUCACUCUCACAGACCUCGGCUGGCUGCUGCAGCAGCAAACACCACAUCCUCAACAACCACAUCUGGAUGCAGAAAGCCUUUUGCAGAAGUGCCACAGCCGUCUUUCCCCCACAUCUCCCUGGGCUCAGAGCCCUACUCCUAAAUUGCUCAUGGCAAGAGGGAUGGAAGAGGCAUUAGACCAAUCAGAGGAAUAUAUCUCUUGGGCUGUGAAGGGACCUCCUUCUCUGAGUAUAUGGGUGGGCAGCCUGAAACAAAUAAAAAUUUGUAAAAACUUUGCUAGCAGGGAAGAGGGAUGACUGUUUUGUGAGUGCCAAGUGUCUUCUACAAAAUGCUUUCAUGAGAUUGGACAACCUUGCAUGAAGGGACUUGCCUGCCAUGCCAAAGGGUUUGGAUCUUAUCCAGUAGGUUCUGGAAAACCUUUUAAAAAAUUGAGCCUGGA